Messenger RNA from Diabrotica virgifera virgifera (western corn rootworm), 13278 nucleotides. RefSeq names its product adhesion G protein-coupled receptor A3. Gene Ontology annotation, cellular component: plasma membrane. Gene Ontology annotation, molecular function: protein binding; G protein-coupled receptor activity. The record is from RefSeq and is a predicted model, not a curated record. The transcript has 8 exons. The coding region runs from base 183 to 4589 and encodes 1468 amino acids. Lineage: Eukaryota; Metazoa; Arthropoda; Insecta; Coleoptera; Chrysomelidae. Gene Ontology annotation, biological process: G protein-coupled receptor signaling pathway; cell surface receptor signaling pathway.
GAUCGUUGUCAUUGUCAUAAUUGUUUGUACAUUUUUUACCAAUAAUUAAACAAAUUUUAAACAUGAACUCAAUACUCACAAACAACAUUUAUAAAAGAUGAAAAUCAAGGAAAUGUGGUCCACACUGAACUAAAACUAGUGAAAAUUUAAUACAAUAGAAAUAUAUGAAAUUGUAAUAGAAGAUGAGUUCUCUUAAUUUAUUGCUGUAUUUGUUAAUUUUAUCUAUAAAUAGUUCUUUCGGCGUUGAAGAAAAAUGCCCAGCUAAGUGUAUAUGCAAGAAAAAUCUUCCCAACGAAGGUUUAAAGAUGUCUUGUGGAGAAGGAGAAAAAGUGUAUCAUUUAGAUGAAUUGGAAUUGUUAAAUUUAGCUAGCGAGGUUGUUCAACUGAAUUUGUCCGGAAAUGGGCUAGCAUCUUUUCAGCCAAAGGUUGAACUUCCUGAUCUUCAAAAACUAGAUCUAAGUAAAAAUCAAUUAACAGAGCUUAAGGCUCAUCAAUUUGUCGAGGUUCCAAAUUUAAGAAGACUGGAUUUAUCUAUUAAUAUUAUCAGGCAUAUCGAUUUGUUGGCCUUUGAAAAAUUAAGGCAUUUGGAAAGACUUAAACUGAAUCAAAAUCAGAUCACAGCUAUUACAAUUGGUACAUUUGCACCACUUGAAAAAAUUAAACAACUAGACAUAUCAAGUAAUCCAUUAGUUUGCGACUGCAGCCUGCUCUGGUUGCACGAUUGGGUACAAAGACAAUCCCUAAAGCUAUCAUCGAAUCCAAAAUGCAUGUCUCCAUCCACAUUUAAAGGAAGACCAUUGAAAAAGCUUAUAAUUGGAGAUGACAUCCAUUGUAAAUCUCCUGCUGGCAGUAGUGGGUUGCCAUUUAUUGAACUGAAACCUGAGGAAAAUCAGGUUGUAUUUGAGGGAGACUCCCUUACAAUGCAGUGCUAUGUGCCAAGUAUUUCUGAUUCGUUAGAGAAUCCUCUUCAGAGUGAUAUUCAUUGGACCUGGCUGGAUUUCGAUCCCAAAGAUCAUUUCUCUGAUAUAAGGAUCGAAAACGAGUUAUUAGGUAGUGCAGGGAGGAUAUCUAGCACUCUUAUAGUUCCUAGAUUAGCUAAAAACCAUACGGGUAUUUGGAAUUGUCAGUUUUUAUCCUUGCAUGGGAAUCACUCAAAAGGAAUUUCGGUGGUCGUUAUAUCAGAUAAAACAAAAUACUGCCCCAUGACGGUAACGAGAAACAACAAAGGCAGCUACAACUGGCCACGAGCUAUCAUAAAUUUCACCAUAACGAUGCCCUGCGAAUCGUUGAAUCUGAACUACGACGUCACCCAUCAAAAAGCUUCCUACACGUGCACAGAAAACGGGCAAUGGUCGAAUCUUAACACGUCGAUGUGCUCGUACAUCUCCGACACCACCAAAAUCCUCGAACAGUUCUCGAUGGUGGAUACCAGCAUAGAGGAAAGUGCCAAACACUUCAGAAACUACACUCUGAACAAAAGUAUAUUCAACGAUGUAGUCGACUUGUCAUACGCAGUUACUACUAUUGAGAAUUACGUGAAGUAUGCUCCUAAAGAACACGUUGGAACUAUAGCGGCUAUUUUAAUGGACGCGACGAACAAUCUGAUGGAUCUGCCGAGGAGUUACUUGAGAGAGACCGAUUUGGAGUUUGGUACUUCAGGAAGAUUGUUGAAAGCUACUGAGAGGAUCGCCGUUUUCUUGAAUCCUACCAAUUUUCACAAGAACAAUUUGGCUAUAGAAAUAUUUCCCGUCCAAAAAGAAGGCUUCCGAGGUCUUACUUGCACCUUAUACACAAAUCCGAACAACAGGAAAGAUUCUUUGUUCUCGUGCGCUUCGAGCAAUCGACAAGAAACGUCGAGUUACCAAGGGAAGACCACCGACGCGUCAGUAGCCAUACCGGAAAGUCUUUUUAAACAAUUGCAGAAGAAGGAGAACUUGACGAACAAGGAAUAUGACCUACUGGUCGCGAUCCACUACAGUAGCAAGCUGUUUUCGAUGGACCAGAAGAGAUAUGGGAAGGAAGAUGUGACCUCCGCUGUCGUAGGUGUACAACUAGUUGAUUUCGUCGUGAGGAAUCUAACAGAUCCAGUUUACGUGAUGUUGCGCACUCCAUCCACAACCAUCUACGACGUGACCCCCUUCAUGCCAGUUUGGUGGGACGCCACUGCUAACAACGGAACAGGAAACUGGAGUACCGACGGUUGUAAGUUUUCCCACGACAUCCAGGAGUAUCUGGUCUUCUCGUGCGACAGCUUCGGCUACUACGGCCUUCUCCAAGACGUCACCAUGCUAGAGGAACAUGUAAGUGCCAAAUUCAAGCUGAGUCAUCCAGCGGUAUACGUAGGUGUUUUUGUAUUGUUUACUUCGUUUUUGAUAGUUAUUUUGACGUAUCUUCUUUGCUACGUUACUAUACAAAUACCUAAGAAGACGAAGCAUUCGUUGAUUAACACGUGGAUAUCUAUAUCUUUACUAACUUUUCUGUACAUAUUCGGUAUUUAUCAAACCGAGGACACCAAAGUUUGUCAAAUUGUUGGCAUGAUCUUACAUUAUUUCACUCUAUGUUCGUUGCUUUGGAUGUGUGUUGGGGUAAACUGUAUGUACAAGAGACUAAGCAAGAACGACAUUAUAGGUCUGCAAGAUGACGACUUACCGUCAGACUAUCCAAUACAGAAACCUAUCUUAGGUUUGUAUCUUGUAGGUUGGGGCAUAGGUCUGAUCAUUUGCGGACUGUCAGCUGCUAUAAACAUGAACGAGUACGCUUCCUCUAGUUAUUGCUUCCUCAAAUCAGGCCCAGCUCUAAGCGCUCUUUAUGUUCCGUGUAUCAUCUUCACUGUCUUCCUGAUUAUAUUCUUCCUGUUGAUACGAUGUGCUAUUUACAAUUUAGACGCCAAUGGUCACUUAAGUGAAGGUACACAAGCUACAGAACACGUCGAUCUGGAUUUACUGGAGCCCGAACCGAAUUUUCCUCACGUCGAAACUAGAAGUAUAUCCACCAAGACUGGUUCCAGCGAAAUAGAAGACCCAGAGCAUGCUCCAUCUGCGCAACUAAAAGCCUACAUCAUAUUUUUGAUUAUAUACGUCAUGACGUGGUUGAGCUGUGCAUUUGCCACAGAAUCACCCUUCCACAUAUUUUCUUUCGAGGAAGAUCUAUUCAGUAUAGCGUUCGCUAUAUUAGCAACGACCCUCAGCGCAUUUACACUCUUCUUUUAUUGUGUCGCAAGAAACGAUGUUCGGACUCAGUGGGUUAUAAUGUCUAGAUGGAUGAAACGUAAGCGUAUGUGCAAGGUUAGGUCAAGAAACGUAUCAGACACUGCUCUGACUAUUCCUCAGAUCCAAAUACAACCGUUACCUUUGCCUCCUGUCAGUAAUCUAGAGGCUCAGAUCAUCUCUAGGUCUACGAGCCGGACUUCCAGCCACUCAAAAACUAACUCUAGGAAUAGUAACAUACUCAAAGGAGCAGUGGACCUUAACGAAAGCUUCAGCGACCAUCAAGGAGCUAAGAUUAACAACGUUAAUCUAGUAGUGUUACAUCGAGCGCAGUAUAGGAACAGUAUUAUUCCUAAUAUUAUUGAAAAUCCCACCAACGCUGAUGUUUUCUACAACCCCCACCAGAGUACAGUAGCUAGGAAGUUCUUUAAACGACAGAGGAGGAACAUGAUGAAGAAGAAUAAUUUGGCCAAACCUCCUAGGGACAUAAACAGCGAUACUGCUUCGGUAUUCUCAGAACCGAAGCUCAAAAUAAAAAAUAACAGCGAGCAAAACAUUUUCGGGACCAAUUCAAAGGUAAAUAACACGAAUAUACACGUUGAACAUAAGCACCGGAUACAGCAAAAGAAUCCUAACAUAUUCUCCGACAGCGCUGAUGAUUUUGACUCAGAAAGUAAUAUUCCCGUAGAAAAUAUCGUCAUACAUGCUGAAAGACUUAGAAAAAAAGAGCUAUCUAGGAAUAGAAGCAGAAAGAAACAUAACACUACGGAAAAUAACAUGCAUUCCAUGUCUCAACAGUGUACUUUAGAUUAUAGCUCAGAAACUAUCUCAGAUUCUAUAUUAGACAAGACUAGUCCCGACAAAACACUACUGCCAAAUCAAGAGAGUUUUAAUACAACGGAAACGAGUGAGCCAGUUGAGUCUCUUCGGAGAGAAAACAGCCCGCUUAGUAUCCUAACGGAAAACGAUCCAAACUAUUGCCAAAUCGUAGACUUACCACCCAGAGACGAAUAUUUCCAAAAAUCCGGCACCGUUGGUCAGUCUGCUAGUUGUAACUUUAGUGGUCUCGAUACUUCGUCGGUAGGUGGCGCUUCCACACCUAGAAUCUAUGUGAAUCCCCAAGACUUGAGAUUAGGCAAAGGAGAUGGCCAAAGCAGGGCCAGUAGCGUCUCUGUUAGUGACUUGGACGAGUUGUAUCAACAGAUCAGGAGAGGUCCACAGUCGAAGAGGUAUAGGCAAGUGUAUACGCCCUCUAGGGAUAGUCCGUGUUUGUCGGAUUCAGAAAUUAACUCGUUUAUUAAUGACAGUAGGCAUAGAAGGAUAGAUCUGAGGAGUAGGGAUGAGUUCGAUAGGUUGAGUGAUGAUAUAGAGACUAGAGUUUAAAGUGACAGUAUUGAUUUGGCGUUAAUAGUCUUGAAUGACUCGUGACUGCCGGUUGGUCCGUACUUUUUCUUGAUUUGCUCUCCUGUAACGUGAAAAAUAGCUUUAAAGGCCAUUAUAGUAGCUCAUACUGCGAAUUUAAUAUCUGAACAGCUAAACUAAAAGUCGAACAAUUAGGCAUGCACUUCAUAGAUUUAAUGACAUCAUAACCCACCGGUACAAACUUGACGGCAAAAAAAAUCAACAAAUUUUUCCUCAUAUAUUAGUUUUUUUUUACUACCGUUAAGUUCAGCAGGAAAAUAUAAAUAUGUAAAAUUUUUGUUUGUUUAUUUUUUUUAUUGCCUUUGGGAGCUGUGCCCAUUUAGCCAGCAACAUUUCUUAAAAUUAACGCCUAACUAAACCUACCAUUCAACAAAACUAUUAUGAACCUAAUCUAUCAAUCAAGGAUAGGGAAGGGACGGUCAAGUUGGUUAAAAAAUAAACUGUCGUUAAAAUAUAAACUAAAUAAAUAAAAUAUAAUUUGAAAACAAUAAUUUGACAUUAUAUUUAACCUCCAAUAUCAUGACAGACGUCAGUUACUAUGCUUUUUCUCAUGUGGAUCUUUCAGUGCGUCACAGUUUUUCGAUUGCUUUCUAACGCGUUAAAUUGCAUGUGACAGAAAAAAACGCACGUCCGUGAUUACAUUUCGUCGGUGACAUUUAUAACAUUUAUUCUAGUUGUCAAUAGAUGGCGCUAUAAUCGAAAUAAAAAUUAUUUUCGAAUUAUAUAAUAUAUCUACGAAUAUAAUCAGUACAAUUUAUAAGACUAUACAAAUCAAAGAAAAUACCAUUUUAUAAAUGCAAUAAACAGAAUUGAUUUGUUUUCAUGCCAAAUUGCAAAUAAAAUUUGACAACUGUCAGAUUUAACUAAAAUGUCAUGUCACUAAAAUGUAUAUUAUCACGGACUCACCUUUUUUUCUAUCAUUUGUGACGCACUGAAAAAUGCUAAUGAAAAGAAGCAUAUUUACAAUGUCACCAAAUAUAAUAAUGACGUCAUAUAAAUUCGUCACUAAUUCUAGCCAAUGAAAUGCUCGCUGUAAUAGGAAUGGCAUGUCAAAAAAAUCUGAUCAUUCCCUAUAUAUUUUUUCAAAUUUAGAAUAUGGCAACAAAGGGAAAAUUACGUGCAUUCCUUAUUGUUUGACUUUUCCUAUAUUUAACGGAUUUCUUUGUAAUAAAGAUGAAGUGCUACUAUUUUUCAUUAGUCAUGAAAAGACAAAAAAAAAACAUGUUUGGCCUUUUAGAUAAUACAGUUGUCUUUAUUACAUUCGUAGCAUGAGGUGCUAAAGCUCUCUUCUUGCCCAAAAAAUGCUCAAUAGUUUUCGGAACAACUAGGUGUCAUGGUUUACAGACAGUAUUGGUGAAGCUAUAGCUUAAUAUGUAUAUUUUUGGAGUUAUUUAAAGAUAUAUUGCGGAUAGUGAAUUUGAUUGGUAGUUUUUGAGAUUGCGUGCAAUGAUUUUUAAUAGACAUACAAGCUCAAUGAGUGAUUAGCCAUUGUAGGGCGAUUUAGAGUGAAGGAAAUACGUAAAAAUAUACACGAAAUAUUUGUAAAUGGGCCAUUCUACGGAAAUUUUGCCUUGGAAGCAAUGUGCGCUGUUUUUUAUCAAUUAUAUCUUACUGACGUGCCCAAUUAGAGAUAUAGUUUCUAUUUUAAGUCACGCCAGUCAAGUAAUGGGUUUUUAAUAAUCAAUUCUAAAUCGUACUUUUUUUGAUUCGUCAUGUGCAAGAUAAAUAUGUUCAGGUGUGACUAAAAUAUUAACAAAUUUUUAUUUUCAAUACCUUUUUUAUUUAUGAAGGAAUGGGAAAAGAAGUUCCUCUUCAGAUGGUGGGUUCUUAACCUUACCAGGAUCAAAUAUUUUAAUGUGUUUUUUGUAAAGUCCCAAUGUGUUGUUCUAGAUGUUUUUUAAAUUUUACAUGUGUUUUACAUAAUAUCAGUCUUUUCAAUUUUUUAGGUAUGACGUAUGACCCAAUUUUGAUGAUUUACAUUUUAAAGCGGCCAUCUUUUGUGCACCCUAGUGUAUUUAUUGUUGGUAUUAACUGGUUCAGCACAAGGUUAAGCUGUACAUGUAAGAGUCUCACUGGAAUGGCCUAGAUGUUUUUUUUUAUUUACAGUGAGGUUGAUCUUUGUGUCUUAUAGUAGUUGGCUUGUGGAUUUGUAGUUUGAGCAGCUUUUUUUUAUACAAAAACUGCAGCGGGACUCUGUGCAAUGUAGUAUACUACGUGUAGAAAAGUUUCUAUCGCUUUGGCGUGCUUCGGCACUCCGUGCAUCGAUAUUGUCACGUGAAUGCGAUUAUUUUGGUCGUUUCGUUUCUAUGUAGAAUACUACAAUAGAAUACUAUGUUGCACGUAGUCCAAUUCCUGGAAAUAUAUAUGAAUCAUCAUAGUAAAAUAGUACAAAUAACAGUUUAUAUGUUUUUCUGAAUCGAAGAAUUCUAUUGAUAUUAUAAAACGGUCCUAGUCUAAUAAUUCUCUUUAGAAUAUAAUAGACUUUUAUAUAAGAACACUAAGUAAAGACAGUGCUGAAAAUAUAGAGAGAAAUAAUUUUUUUUGGCUUAACGGCAUAGGCGCAAAAUGUCGCCUGUCAAAUGUUUAAUGUAUUUUAAAUGAAUUAAUUUUUUUCGAAUUCUGAGGAAACUAAUAAGUAUUUUUGAAAAAUUUAAACGCAGAAUGAAAGAUUGCGUUAUUUCCGAGGGCCGAAAGUCGCUAAGAAUAACCAAAAUAGUUAUUUAUGAAACAGUUCGUGAAGUAUGCUUUUUGCGAACGCACGCGAUGUUUAGAGCACGAGCGACAGCGGAGCGAGUGCUAUACAUCGCGUAAGUUCGCAAAAAGUACUUCACGCACAGUUUCAUACAAUAUUUUAUCUACGAUAAACAAAUAAAAAAGCUGUAACUAUUCGUCACUGCAAUUCAUUUCUAUUCUACAAUUUUUAGAAUUUUGGCAUUUAAAAAUUCUAACUUCUUUCAAACUACCAAACUGUCAAAACUUUUGUUGUAAUUUAUUGCUCAUUAUGUCAUCACCAUGACAACGCGAAAGUUAAGGAUAUUUGAUUAUAUGAAAGUGUGCCAAAAAACAGUGCGAAAAAGUAAAUCCUAUUUAAAAUACAUUGUUACUUCACGCACACUUUAAACCCUUCACGCACUGCUAUCUAUAAUGACAGUUUUCACAAACCAAAAACUUACACAUAAUAAUAAUAUGACAUAGAGUAGAUAAAGUUUCUUUUGAAUGAGAUAUUUGAAAUUAAAAGUCACACUUCCCUUUUUUUCACCCUUGUAACUUAAAUGUAUACAAUAUUAAAAUAAAUAUUACAGUUUUCAGGGACUUUCGGCCCUCGGUAAUAACGUAAUAUUUCAUUUUGCGUUUAAAUGUUUCAAAAAUACUUAUUAGUUUUCUCAGGAUUCGAAAAAAAUAAGUAAGUACGUUUAAAACACGUUGAAUAUUUUGACAGGCGAUAUUUUGCGCCUAUGUCCUUAAUAUAUGAACGGAUCUGUGAAAAAAGACUGCAUAGAUGCAUUCUGAUUUGUACAGAAAAAGUUGUGUGAUAGCUUCAAUAAUAAUAAUUAUUGGCUCAUGCUAAUACAUCUCAAAUAGGUCAAGAAUAUUAAUAAAAAAAUAAAAUAUUUAAAAAUUUGCUAUAAAUUUUAAUAGUUUUAACAGUUCUUUGUUUGUCGUUUAUUACGUCCUGUUCGUUUUAUUUGUUUUUUCACUGUUUCACUGUUUGUGUCUUUUAUGUAAUACGUAUACAAUUCUUGUCUAUUAUUAAAUUGUCUUAAAAAAAUGUAAAAUAAAUUCGUUUAUUUUGAAGAAGAAUAGAAGCAAAGAUAUGCCACAUUAAAAAAUUACUUCUCUUGUUUUUUUUGAGCACUCUACUAAAUGUUUACUUAAAAAAUAUCCAACCAUUUUAUAAAAAUACACACUUCUUUUGUUUGAUGUGAAGGUAAAUUUUAAAUAAUGUCGAUUUAUAGUUGAUUUUCUUAUUUUCAUUAUUUAUAUAGUUAAGGGAACUUUUACUUUCUAAAUUGGAAAAAAGACAAUUUUUAAAUAUUUUUAAAGAAAAAACUAUUAUAUUUAUGUAAUUCAUCAAUACAUUAUGUAAUACAGUAUGUCCCUGUAAGUUGGAACCAUAUGGAAAACUUUUUUAUUAUUAUUACUUAUUUUUAUUUUACGAAAAAAUUAUUCUUCAUAAAAUACUUGCAUGGUUUAAAACCUAAGAUUCAACCAUAAUAUAUAAAAUUGUAUGAAUAUUAUACGAGGUAUGUCAAAAAGUAUGAAUUUCGCUCAAGAGUAAAGUAGCUUUAAAAAUAUCACAAGGAAAAAUUCCUGUACUGACUGUAUACCAUAAAUCACAAAAAAUAAAAACCUUAUCUUGUGAAAAGUAUAUUUAAAGGGAUUGAUCCCUUUUUAGGGAUUUUAAAUAUACCUUUUACAAGAUAAGGUUUUUAUUUUUUUAUUUUUAUUUUUUUUAAAGUAGCUUUAUUUUUCACAAUAUUGAAAAUUGCUAUUAUGAAAAGUUGUUUAGAAUUAAGAAUUAUAUUCUAAUAUGCAAUUACAUCCUUCUAAUUGAAAAAAAAAAAUUGAAUAAUUAUGGAUAACCAACAUUAUUUUCAGUCAUUUCAAUUCUGAUAACCCUUUUAUUAUUAAUUUCACGAAAAAAAGUGACUCUUAAUAAAAAGUUAUGCAUGGUCUAAAACCUAAAACAACCAUCUUAUAUCAAAUUUUAUCAAUUUUAUACGAGGUAUGUCAAAAAAUAUGAAUUUCGUUCAAGAGUAAAAUACCUUUAUUUUUCACAAUAUCGAAAAUUGUUAUUAUGAAAAGUUAUUUACAAUUAAAAACUAUGUUUCUAUAUGUAAUUACAUCCUUCUAAUUGAAAUAUUCUCAACUAUAAAGGUACUUUACUUUUGAUCUAAAUUCAUCUUUUUUGACAUACCUCGUAUAAAAUUGAUAAACUUUGAUAUAAGAUGGUUGUACAUAUUUUAGGUUUUAAACCAUGCAGAACUUUUUAUUAAGAAUAACUUUUUUUCGUAAAAUUAAUAAUAAAAGAGUUAUCAGAAUUUAAAUAACUGAAAAUAAUGUUGGUUAUCCAUAAUUUUCCAAAAAAAAAAUUUAAUUAUGGUUUGUUUUUUAACCAAGAGGAGUGAUUCAAAUUUACCGCGCUGUAUUGCUUGUUUGUAAUUGGUCCAACCACAGUAAAGUUUACUCCACUGUUAUAAAAUAUUGACCCUAAUGACAUUUUUAUCAAAUUUUGAAACUAGUGACAUUUCAUAGGUUAAUUAAUGUGUUAAUCCUUUAAUUUUUAGAUUGUUAGUCUGCUUUUAUAUAAAAAGCAGUUGUUUUUGGAACUCUUUAGCGACGUAUUAAUUUAAUAUAAUAUUUAUGGAUUACCGUUGAGGGUCGACUAGAUCAACCAAAAAAGAAAAUGUAUUUGGUUAUUAUUCUAGUGACUUUCUUGGGUGUGAAUCUGUGUUUUUAGUUUACUCCUCCUGAUUAAAAAAUAAACAUUAGAAGGAUGUAAUUGCAUAUUAGAAUAUAGUUCUUAAUUCAAAACAACUUUUCAUAAUAGCAAUUUUCAAUAUUGUAAAAAAUAAAGCUACUUUACUCUUGAGCGAAAUUCAUACUUUUUGACAUACCUCGUAUAAUAUUCAUAAAAUUUGAUAUCUGAUGGUUGAAUCACAGGUUUUAGACCAUGCAGAGCUUUUUAUAAAGAAUGACUUUUUUUCGUGAAAUUAAUAAUAAAAAAGUUAUCCAUAUGGUUCCAACUUACAGGGACAUACUGUAUAAGACGUCUUUAGUUUUCGUUUUACAGCAAAACUAUUAUUUAUUUCUAUUAGUAUACUCCUCACUGAGUACGUGGGACCAAGUUUUCGUUGGAAUUUUUGCCAUACUGAGCAGGCAGGAAGUGAGAUGCAAUUCUUAGAUUUCCCCUAGCCUUCUUUGCCUCAGUAUUCGCAUGGUUUGCAAAUUAUAGAAACCGCGAAGGCGUUACCAGAAAAUUUAUCCCAAAAAAAGUUUUAUUUUAAUAUUAUUUUUAAUUUUGAGGUAACAAAAAAAUUUGCACUUUUAGUUGUUUUCACCAUUGCGUAGGACGUCUUCCAAAAGAUGCUUUUUAGUUUGGAAGACACUUUUCUGUAUUCCUUUCACAUUUUAUUUUUUAAUCCCAACGGGAUUCAAUUCGUGAAACUUAAAACUAAUAAAUAAACCUGUAAAAAGUUAUUUUUUUUUAUACUUUUAUGAUCUUUAUACGCGAUUUUAUGAAGAGGUUUAGAACCCAACUGUCGAGUUCCAGCUGCACAGCUUAGGCGUCGCGCACGUUGUUGUAUAAAAAUGAGUUUUAGCUCAAGUAGGUACUGUUAUAAAUACAGCUAUAACUUCGUUUCUAUUUCGAAUUUCAGAACAAAAUUUUUGGACAGUAUUUCCAUGAUGUUUAAAAUCGAUUUUUUAAAUUUAAAAAGUAAAAAUCCCCUUAAAAGAUUCUUCUAUAACAAGACAAUUUGUGCCAGGUCUUCAUCAUUUAAAAUAUACUUUCACGUCGCCAUAUCAUUUGACAUACGAAACUUAAAAAAAAUGACAGCCAUAUGGAUAUUUUGAAAUAUUUUUCUGAACAGUUGUGAUUUAGGUUAGGUAUACUGUAAUUAGUUUUAAGUUCUCGAAUGCGACUAGAUGUGUAUAUGUUAUUUAUUUUAUAGAUAUCUAAGAUAGAUUUUACGAAAAAAAAAUGUAUAUUUAGUGAAGAGCAUUAUUGAUGUUUAUAUAAAAUGCUUAUAUGGUAAAAUGUCAUUUGGAAAAAUGUUCGCUUUACGUCAUUUUAAAGAGAGGUGCAACUUACAGUUUGUGUCUGGAUUAUUUCUGUCUAUUUAGUGAGAUCCAAUACAAAAAACGGAACGGCAACACCGCAAUUUUGUUGAUUUUGUUUAAGAUGACAUUUCCUCAAAUAGUUUUUUUUUUCGUAUUUCCCCAAGAAACGGAGCAGUGAAACAUCGAAAAAUUACUGGUCGACAGUUUUCAAUUUGAAUAUCUCGAGGAGGUGAAUAGAAAAGGCUUAGGGUGAUUCCAUUUCAAACCACCCAAUUUUGGAUCCAAAAAAGUUUUGGAUCUCCGAUUUGUCUAAAACUUGGUAUAUAGCUUCUGUGGAACGUAAAAAUAAGCUCAGACUAAAGCAUUUAAGCCCGAACAGUCUUCUUCUUUUUUCUCAAAAUAUCAUUUUUAGCGAUUUUACAGUGAUUUGGUAUUUAUUUAAACAAAUUUGUAAAUUUUAUCAUCAAGUAUCAGUAGAAAAGACAAUGUUUUAUUAGAAAGGACUCAAAUAUGUCAUUAUAAGGCAUUACAACACGUUAUUUUGAUUCAAAAACAAGUUUUUGAUAAAAUUUUAGUGUAGAAAACGUUAAAAUACCAUUUUUUACAUUUUCCUCAAUUCCCAAAAUAGAUCAUCUUCGAUUUGGCUGAAAAUUUGCCCACAUAUAGCCAAAAUACAGCACUUGAAGUGGUUAAAAGGAUUUUUAUAGUUACGACAUCCACACCAUCAGGUUAUUUCGUUGUAAAUCGAUGCUGGCAGCACGAGUUUUGGUUGUUCAGAGAGAAAUCAAAUAUGCGCUCUCUGAUGAUGUCUUAACAAGGAGUGAAACCGGUCAGGGUGCUUUUGGUGCUCUCUGAACUAACUAAAAUAAGACGGCUCUUGUUUCGUUUUACAACGAAAUGAUUACUUAUUUAAUUAUAUAUACAAAAUAGUAAGCAGCAAUUUAAUUUUACAUUAACGUUUAUUUGACGUUUCAAAUUCGAUAUGACGUUUAUUUGUCUCAGUCGAAAAGAAAAAAUAUACUCCAAGGAUUGUGACGUUACGAUUUUCGACUUUGAAGUCGGUUAUAUCGAAGAUGUUUAUGUGAUAUCUAAAUGCCGUUUUAGGAUUUGGAUUUAGGAGUCAGAAUCAGAUAAGAAUCCAUUGGUAGAUCGUCUCUAUAUAUUUCAGGGGUGGCAACGCCCAAACGAAUGAACAGACUUUGCGAAUUUAUAAACGAAAAGUUUUCAUUGGGAAAUAAGCCACAAUUUAAUUUGAAAAAAAUAAUUUUAUUUUGACUUCCAAUUCGGACGUCGUUGUCAAAAUACAAAAUAUUGAUAUGUAUUACAUAUUCAUUAAUAUUUUGUAUUUUGACAACGACGUCCGAAUUGAAAGUCGAAACGUUAAUAAAAUAAUUUUUUUUUAAAUUAAAUUGUGGUUUACUUCCCAAUUAGAAUAGUUAAUUUCAAAAAUGCCACAAAGAAAUGGUACGCCUUUUCCAGAGAAAAUAGCGCCCAGUUAUUUUUCGAUUUUUCAAGCGAUUUUUCGGCUUCGUAUUCUGAGUUUAUGAGGAAUCUAUGCAUUUUUGGCCGUUUUUUGUAUGAUGACCCGUGGAAAUUGUUGCCCGAUAAUAAUUUUAACUUGCUGUAAGUUUCUCUUGUUAAAAUGUCGAACGUUUUUCUGAGGUUGAUCACCCGCUUACAUGCUGCCUUAAUGUAUUUGUAAAUAUCGAAUAUUAAAUCUGUCAAUAAGUGUUCAAAAUGUGGGAUGAUGGAGCAAAUAUAACUGUACAAUUUUUAAAGACUGUUAUUUAAUUAAAUGGUAUUACUCUAUAAUCUCGAAAUUAUUUAUACUUAAUAGUUGUAUAAAAAAUAAAUCUAUUGCAAGUAA